Paramecium primaurelia is the source of this 1551-nucleotide messenger RNA. Lineage: Eukaryota; Ciliophora; Oligohymenophorea; Peniculida; Parameciidae. The record is from the annotation of a GenBank genome assembly.
AUGGAAGAAAUGAAAUAAAAUUAUCUCGAUAGGUAUUACAUAAUAAUUGUAUAAUUAGAUUAAAUAAUCUUCAUUAAUUUCUGUAUUGUGAAUUACCAUUAAAAUUGAUGAAUCAUAAUGAGGAUGAAGUAAAUUGAAAUUAAAUAUUAGACUUGUAUUGAUUUGUAAAAUCGAUUGUAUACAUUAAUAGAAACUGGAUAUAUAAAGGAAACAGAAUAAUAAUUAUAAUAACUAAUAGAAGAGAACUAUAAAUUGCAUAAUAAGGAGAAUGAUAAAUAAUUAAUUAAUGGUCUUUCUACUUCAGAAGCUAGAUAUGUUAAAUAAAUAGCUGAGUUAUAACAUCAAAGGGAUCUUUUAUAAGAUGAAUUAGAUGAAAAAAACUUCAUCUUAAAUUAAAUUCAAUCUAAAAUGGAAAAGUUUGAAUUAUUAUCAGAUAACUUAAUUAAAGCUGAAUAAGCAAUUAAAGAAUUAUCAGAUGAGAAUAUAGAAAUAAGUUAAUAAUUAUAAUAUGAAUAAGAAAUGAAUUAACAAUAUAAAAAUUAAAUAGAAGAACUGUAAUAAGUAGUAAUGAAUAAGGAAACACCAAAACAUAGGAACAUCUCGCCUUCUCAACUCUAUUAAUUGCAUGAAUAGAUAGGAUCAUUAAGAAUUGAAUUAUCAGGAUUAUAAGCUGAAGUUAAGAUAAGAGUACAAAUUUUAGAAUAAUUCAGAACUCAAUUAAUGAGUGAUUUGGUCAAAGGAUUUCAUACUAUGUUAUCAAAAACUAAAUAGGAAUUAUAAGCUGAAACUAUUGAAGUGAAAAAGCAACAUUAAUAAUUAAAUGAAGUGAAUACUUAAUAGAUUAAUAAAUUAAGGAAAGAUGUGUAAUUUUAUAAAGUCUUAGAAGAAGAAUAUUAAAAUAAAAUUAAAGAAGUAUUAAAUUAGAAAUCUGAAUUAGAAUCUAGUAUUAAAUUAAAAGAUGAAUAAUUAUAAGAUAUAGCAAGUAAAUUGGAUCUAAUAUAAUAAAAUAUUGAAUAAACUGAAUAAAAUUUUUAAAAUUAAUUGAUUUAAGCAAUCAAUUCAAAAGAAAAAUAUAAAAUUUAAUUAAAAAAUGCUAAAUAGGGAUUAUAAACUUUAACAGAUAAAGUUUAGUCUUUAUUAUAAUUUAAUUAAAAAUAAAUGAAGUUUAUUGAGGAUAAUAUCUCAUUACUUGAAUAAAGAAUAAGAGAAGAAAAUCAAGAACUUAUUGAUGGAUUAAGUUAGGAAUUAAAUUUAAGUAUAGAAACAAUUAAAAAAUAACAUACUAGUAUCAGAUAACUAGAAUUAUAAUGUUUAAAAUCUAAUUUUUAAAAAGUAGACCCAAUAAAUAAAGUAACAGAAUAAUAUAGAUAAUCAGAAAAUAUUAACAAACAUUUAGAUAUUGAGAAUCUUAAAAAUGAUAGUUCAUUUAUUGGUGAAAGAUAUAUGUAUUAGAGAACAGGUAGAUUGGAUGAAUAAAGAAAAUAUUUAGAUGAUUUAAAAUAAUUACACAGAACAACUAAAUCUUAAUUAAAAUUGAAUAGAAAAUAUUGA